AAAUCCGACUUCAAAACAUGGCUGAACGUUUAGAUGAAACGAAAAAUAUGCUGCUUAAAUUGGAGAAAAAGAAUAGUACUCAAGAACUCGAAAUUUCUCAAUUAGAAAUGAUAAAUCGUGAACUUGCUCGACAAUUGGAAGAAAGUAAAUUAGAAAUAGCAAAAAGUAAUAAUUUCUUGGAAGCUGAAACAAUAAAAUACAAAGAUACUUUAAAUGAGGCAAAUGUCAGAAUAGAAGAACUUUCUAAUACGGUUAGAACCUUUGAGGAGAGGCGUAAUAAUAUAGAGGACAAGACUGAAUUACUAGAAGAAGAAAAAGCCCGACGAGAAGCCGCCGAAGAAGAGAUCAGAAAACUUCUUGAAUAUAAUGCGCGCCUAAAAAAAGAUCACGAAGAGAUUAGUGAAAAAUAUGCCGAGCUAAUAGGCCAUCAAAACCAUAAGCAAAGAAUUAAACACGUGUCUCAGUUGAAAGAUAAAAUCACUCAACUGGAAAUGGAUUUACGCAAGAAAACAACAAAAAUAGAACAGCAACAAAAAAUCAUUGAAAAAAUAAGGUCAGAAGAGAAACAUGUGCCAAACAAGUUCAGAUAACCAAUUAUUGUUGUUAUCUGUGGUUUAUGACCAGCAUGAAAUAGUUGUUGUUAUAUGUAGUAUAUAGUGUAUUCGGCAACAGUUUGGAGAUUUAAGGGGUGAUAGAAAGUAAGACAAAAGUAAGACGAUAGUAAGACGAAAAUCGAGGAUUAAAAAAGUAUGAUUUAAACUUUAUUUUCAAGUUGUUAACGAUUAAAGAUCUUGAUCCUCGAAGACGGAGAACUGACUCGCACCUCAGUAUUAUAAACUUUUAUUGUUAAUAGCUUACCGACAAAGUGAAGGUCGUAAUUUUUGUUCUCACUCGACUUUCAUCUUAUCUUGCCAUAAAGAAUAAUCCUGCAAAUUUUCUUGCAUCUUGUUGUCGAGUAUCUUGCAUGUUAGCACUAGUUUCACAUUAACGAUUAUGCCAUUGGGUGAGAAACAUGAAAAUAUUAUAUCAAAUUAAGAAAUUGUUUGUGGAUUAAACAGGUUGGCCAUCAUCUCGAGAGAAAUGAAAAGUUUUGUAACCGUUAAUAUGAAACCACAUUACAUGUAUAUCGUUAACAACUUAUUUUAAGAAAUGGACUUUAAUACAGAUUUUAUACAGUAGUUUCUAAAAAUAGGCGGAUUAUAGCUUUGAAGUUUUAUGUUACUUAUAGGAGUUACAUUUUUAAAACAAUAUUUGCUGAAUGUUUUUGUUAUAAUCUAAGGUCAAACUUGAUAAGUUUGGUGGUUAGUGUAAUUACUAGACUGCGGAUUUUAUGCUUUUAUAAUAAAAAUGGGUAAGUGAAAUUUAAGAUAGCGAAACUAUUUUUUAAAAAUUAAGAGUAUGUGUGUAUCAUUUUCGACUCACUGAGAUUGUUAACGAAAGAAAGAACUUUUGAUUUGACUGAUGUUUGUUGAAAUUGAUGAAGAUACGAUUUGAUAAAGUAUCUUUUCUAAAUA
Megalopta genalis is the source of this 1514-nucleotide messenger RNA. NCBI's taxonomy places the organism in Eukaryota, Metazoa, Arthropoda, Insecta, Hymenoptera, Halictidae. The record is from RefSeq and is a predicted model, not a curated record.